CGCAGUGUGUAGUGUUUACUUCCGCCCGGCCUAGUCGGGUGCUGGGGUUAUGUUGCACGUGGGGUUCCCAGUGUGGAGUUCGCUGACGAUGUAAUGACUCUGAGUAACAUUGGGACAGACCCCAAGGGUGAGGAUGUGGGUUCCAGUGGCGGGGGUUCCUUGGCGGCUGACGCUGUCAGCCUUUUCCGGUGCAGGUCGCUUUUGCGUUUUAAGGUACCAAGCGGCGCGGUGGAAGGACGUCCCAGCGAGGAACAGCCGUGGUUUGUCUGACUUCCACCCGCAGCUGUUGCCCAGUCAGGGUUUCGGAGAAUCGCCCUCUUGGCUGUCCAAAUGCCGUCUAGAGUCCAGGCAUUACAUAACCGAUCCGAGACUAGCUGAGACCAUGGUGCGGAUCCUGUGGGGAAAAGAAGACGCUUGCAAACUAUUCCUGGAAUGCAAUCCAGGUCCUGGAAUCCUGACUCAAGCAUUACUUGAAAGAGGUGCCAGAGUGAUUGCCCUUGAAAGUGACAGAACUUUUAUUCCACACUUGGAGUCGCUAGGAAAAAAUCUGGGUGGAAAACUAGACGUGGUCCACUGUGACUUCUUUAAACUGGAUCCUAGAAAUCAUGGAGUAGUAAAACCUCCUAGUCUGACUUCACAAGUACUUUUCCAGAAUUUGGGAAUAGAAGCACUUCCUUGGUCAAAAGGUAUCCCUUUAAAAGUAGUUGGAAUCUUCCCAACUAAAAAUGAGAGAAAGACACUUUGGAAACUUUUACAUGACAUAUAUUCCUGUACUUCUAUAUAUAGAUAUGGACGAGUAGAAUUAAAUUUGUUUAUUAAUGAAAAGGAAUGCAAGAAGCUAAUGGCAAAUCCUCAGAAUCCACAUCUGUACCAAGCAUUAAGUGUGCUCUGGCAAGUAGCUUGCGAGAUUGAACUUCUGCAUAUGGAGCCUUGGUCGUCAUUUGACUUAUACACGCAAAAUGGGCAACUGGAAAAGCCAAAGUGUAGGGAGUCAUUGGGAGAAAUACAACAGAAACUGUGUUUUACUCGACUGACUCCCCGUAGAAAUUUAUUUACAGAAAACUUAACACCUGUUAACUAUGAUGUAUUUUUUCACAUGUUAAAGCAGUGUUUUAUGAAGCGCAAUGCCAAGCUAAUAGACCACUUACAUUCAUUGAGUCCAGUUGAUGCAAUGGAUAUAUUGAAGCAAACAAGAAAAAAGGAAAAAACAAAAAUAACAAAUAUGUAUCCUCGAGACUUUAAACGCCUUUUUGAAACUAUAGAGUGUUCCAAAGGUUACACCUGUAAAUGGCUAUAUGACGACUUCAUGGAAGACAUAGUCAUAUAGGGAACUGGACUGCCAAGACAGUAGCUGGCGCCGUUUAUUUUAUGUGGAAAUUAUGACACAAAUGAAAAAGAAUGAAGCUUGAAAAGCUCACAUCCAUCCAACAAAAGGUAAUGUUCUUAUUUUGCACGAACUAGACCUUUUCUUCUGAAGUUUGUACCAUGAGUACAUUGGAUAAAACAGCCGCUAUUUUAUUCACAACUGAAGAAAAUGAAAACUUCAUUUAAUUGUGGAUUUUAUCGGAUUGGAUUUGUUUUGUUUUAAAUCCCUAUCUACUGUCAACAUACUGGUUGUUGUAGGGUAUUACCAGAUGAAAUUCAGUUUUAAAAAUCCUUUUGGCCAAAUACAGUGUAUUAAUUUAAAUAUUCCACUUCCACUGUUCAUUUUUGCAGCCUCCUAGGGGGCAAACGUUUGUACAUUUUUAAGUUUAGAAAGUAAACUGAUAUAAGUGGUUUGUUUCACUUGUCAGUUUGUUGAAAUGUAUUCUGUGCAAUGAAAUUAUUCAAAUUUUAAUAUGGUUUAAACCGUUUUAGAAAUUAAAAUAUUUUAAAUAAUAAAAUUUUGUGGGUUUUUUUGGGGUGGUCUCCAUCUAAUGAAACAAAAAAUUGACCGUCACUUGCUUACUUUAAAUUCUGUCAUUUAUGGUCAAUAUACUUUCAGUGAAUAAUUCAGUCUGUUAUUCAAGUCUCUUCCAUUUUUGUUCCAUCAAGAAAGUUUUCUGAAAUUAGACCUUUACAUGAACCUAAAAAUAAGGAUAUUUUCUUAGAUUAUUGAAGAAGCUACUGGAUUUUAGCUGAGACGUAUCUCAUCUCCUCGAUAGAUUUGUUUGCUGUUAAACUUCUUAAUACCUAAGGCAUAUUAUCAGUAACUUUGUAGGGCGUGUUCUUAAUAACGCUUAGUCCAACCAGUUCUUCGCCACUUCCCUACAUUGGUUUGUACGUCAGUCUGGCUAGAAACUCUGAAUCCUCAUGUUUCUCUUGUAAUUCCUAUCCUGCUGGGACACAAUCCACCUAAUAAUAACGCCGUUCAGUUUUCCUCCUCCUGUUUCUUUCCCAGUCCUAGGCUUUCAGCCCGAGUUUCUGGAGCUUCUGAAACAACUCUCUUUUACCUGGAGUCCAUCGUGUUUAUUAUUGUAUCUUAACCUUUCUAAAAUCUCUACUUCACCAUAAACUAUUCUAAGGCCUUGGUUUCUGAAUGGGUAAUGGUGACAUCUACCUCUAAGGGUUAUUGUCAGGAAUAAAUGAGUUAAGAAAGGGCUCAGCAGAGAAGCUGACAGAAUGUUGGCUAUAAAAGUUAGUAUGAUGUAUUAUCUUCCCCCAUUCCCUCCUAUGCAGGUAGCGGAGGCCUCUGUGCCCUCUUCAUUCUGCAUUCAAAAAACUAGAAUUAAAAAAGAAUUGUCUAUUCAGUAAAAGAUGUAAAUAAUUAAUGAAGCUUAAUAUGCGGAGGUGGCUGCUCACAGUAGCAUUAAGGUCCCAAGAAUUUGGAAUUAAGAUUAGCCUUGUUGUUACCAGGAAAAACCCAGAGGAGUCAGUAGUGUCCAAAGCCUCACUAAAAGAGAGAUCAGCCAAGUUCACUAAAAACUGACAGUCCCUUAGAGGUAGUAGCAAUUAGGAGAUCAGGCCAGUUUCAGAGACGUGGUGGAGACAGAACCCCGAUGGCUGUGUGCGAUUUCUUUCGUGAUAGAUAAUCUUGGCUGUGCAAGAAAGCAUAAGGAGACUGCAGGGUUUGAGGUGGGUUCCUGUGUUUCUUAGUUUAACUUCUUACAGAUAAGACAUUUAAGCAUGUUACUAGGUUACAAGAAUGUCAGCUGAGAAACAUUUUAAAUAUAGCUCAGAGAGAUUAACUGAUGAUUUUUAGGGAAGGGAAUGGGGUUGAAACAGCAGAGAAGAACAUUUUGCUCUUAGCUCAGAUAAAAGGAGUAUGGAUUCUAAUAUAAAUACAUGUAGGGGUCAAAAGAUGAAUGAAUGUCUUACAAGUGGAUAUGCUCUGAGAAAUAGCAGGCAGUGUCACUUCAGACAAAAUGGAAGCAGGGACUUGAGAAACACAAAGAUUAUUAAUGCUGUGGGCGAUCAGAAAGGGAGGUAAAGAGGGACAUUAACUAAUACAGAGGGUCUAGCUAAGGAUGGAAACCAAAUUUAUAGUGGUGUGCCAUUUUAGGACUGGAGCAAUGGAGAAUAUGGGCGAUUAGAUGAAUGAAAGUCGUGUAUUAAGAUUAGCCUUUAGGUCUUUGCUUGUGAGUGAUUUCCAUUACUUGUAGAGUGAUAAAUUAGUCUGAUAUUCAGUAUCUUUGUGGUGGAUGAUGCUUCUGAAAGGCAGGGUGGGCAUGGCCACAUCUCUUUUUGGGGAGAACAUAGUUGACUGAUAUCCCGAGCUUCUUCCCCCCUGAAUCCAUCACUGUUUAUGCCAAGGCUGCACUUCCUGCACGCUGUUCCCAGGCAGUGCCUGAGCAGGGUGGAAGUACGAAGGCAGGCCCCUCUGGUGACACAACUCGAGCGGGUAGGUGUGGCUCAAAGACUCCUUGGUGGCCUGGCUGAACUGUUCUUGGAAUUCUGCUGCGGUCCAGGAGUGGGGACCCAC
Messenger RNA from Rhinolophus ferrumequinum (greater horseshoe bat), 3901 nucleotides. RefSeq names its product transcription factor B2, mitochondrial (gene TFB2M). Bases 134 to 1327 code for a protein of 397 amino acids. The transcript has 8 exons. Gene Ontology annotation, biological process: transcription initiation at mitochondrial promoter; rRNA methylation. Gene Ontology annotation, molecular function: mitochondrial transcription factor activity; rRNA (adenine-N6,N6-)-dimethyltransferase activity. Gene Ontology annotation, cellular component: mitochondrial matrix. The record is from RefSeq and is a predicted model, not a curated record. NCBI's taxonomy places the organism in Eukaryota, Metazoa, Chordata, Mammalia, Chiroptera, Rhinolophidae.